UGGGCGGCGGGCGGCGGGCGGCGGGCUGUACGGCCGGAUCGAUCGUACUCCACCUGCCACGUUGGGCGGCGCCCGGCCAUGCCAGCCAACUGCUGCUGUUGGCAGAGAGCAGUGAGUGGCGACGUGGCGGAUUGCGAGCUUUGUGGUGGCGACGGCUUGGGUCCAGUGACCCGGUGACCCGGCGACAGGGGCGUCUUGGCGGCAUCGGAAGCAGCACGACGUCACAUCACAGAAGGCGAGCGCACGAUCCUCUGCUGCGCCGCAUGCGGCGUGCUCGGCCAGCAGUGAAUUGCUAGAAGAUACCAGGCCAUGUAUAGUGUACUUGUGGCACGCAGACGCAACCGCGGCGGCGGCGUGCAUGCCGCCGCGUCCCUUGACCGGGGCGCGGGCGAGAGAGCAUGAUCGGGCGUACUGGAGGCGGCACAUGUGUCGAGGGGCGAGAGAACUAGAGAACAAGGCAAUGACAACUGCAGAGCGGAUAAUUGAUAAUCAGCCUCAGAUUCAUCGUGCCCUUGUUCGGCGCCCUGCGGCCAGCGGCCAGCCGCCAGCGGCCAGCCGCCAGCGGCCAGCGGCCUCGACGGAGCGGAGGCGGAGAGUGCGGAGAGGCUAUUCGGCGGGCUUGGAUGCGAGGCACACCCACGCUGGUGGAUUGAAGCUUAGAACGCCGCCUGCAUCAUGUCGGGCCAACUUUGACGGCCUCACCUCGGAGGCCCGGAGGAGAGGACCAAGAGCCGAGUCGGAUCGGGCGUACUCGUCAUUCUGGUAUGCAAUAUAUGCAACGCAGUGCGAGCGCCAAUACGCCAAGUGCGCCAGUGCACGCCAUGUUAGUGAGUGCUUGUGCGUGUGGCCAUAUGGGACAUGGAUGGAUAGUAGAGCGCUACGAGCGCUAGAGCGAGCGUUGCUGGCGCUGGAGUAGGACUGGUACUGGAACAGGGGGGGUGUGCGUAUGCCUCGAUGCCUCGUUGCCUCGAUGCCUCGAUGCCUCCCAGCUAUUCCGGAGAAUAGAGCGUGUCAUUAGAAAGACAAGUGUACCCGCACAAAGUAGUGGCUUCCCUGAGAUAAAGUAGAGCCUAC
Cutaneotrichosporon oleaginosum is the source of this 1074-nucleotide messenger RNA. RefSeq lists its product as uncharacterized. The record is from RefSeq and is a predicted model, not a curated record. NCBI's taxonomy places the organism in Eukaryota, Fungi, Basidiomycota, Tremellomycetes, Trichosporonales, Trichosporonaceae.